Messenger RNA from Candidula unifasciata, 1476 nucleotides. The record is from the annotation of a GenBank genome assembly. Lineage: Eukaryota; Metazoa; Mollusca; Gastropoda; Stylommatophora; Geomitridae.
AUAAGUAGGUUCUCAGAUUCAUCAAAGCGUCCAAUCUCAAGUAAUGAAUGGGAUGACGAACGAUUGACGUGGGAUCCUAAAGAUUACAACAAUCUUCAUAUACUGAGAAUUCCAUGUGAGAAACUAUGGCUUCCAGACAUUGUUCUCUAUAACAGUGCAGAUGAUUACACGACUGGUUAUAUGAAUAGCAAAGCCAUGGUCAACAGCAAUGGAACGAUAUUUUGGCCGCCUCCAGCCAAAUUUCGAAGUUCCUGCAAAAUUGAUAUCACAUACUUCCCAUUUGAUGACCAAACAUGCGAGCUUAAAUUUGGCUCCUGGGCCUAUGAUGGCUUUCAAGUGAACAUUACAAACAGGUCAUCGACUGUAGAUCUGGCAAAUUACGUGUUCAGCGGCGAAUGGGAGCUGAUUGAUGUCAGAAUACGGAGGACGGAAGUAACUUAUGCUUGCUGUAUCGAGCCUUACCCCGACGUGAGGUUUACCAUCGUCAUACGUCGAAAAACUCUCUACUACCUGUUCAACAUUAUUUUUCCCUGCUUGUGGUUGACAAUUUUAAGUUUGCUUGGGUUCUGGUUACCUCCAGAUUCCGGGGAAAAAAUCACGUUGGGUAUAACUGUCCUUCUGGCGUUCUCGGUGUUUAUGUUACUGAUAGCGGAAAGUAUGCCGGCAACGUCAGAGUUUGUACCUCUAAUAGGUAUUUAUCUGACAGUCACAAUGGGGAUGACGUCCCUUUCCAUCAUCCUGACCGUGUUUGUGCUCCAGCUUCACCAUGUCGGACCUCACAAGCGACGGGUUCCCAACUGGUUGAAAUCCUUGGUGUUUGGUUUCUUCGCCAGAAUUGUAUGCAUGCGCCAAAAUAUACAAACAGCUCGGCACAAAGUCUUUCAGAAAAAUGCAGAUUUUGAUACCCAGACAGUAACACUUUUAGAACCGUCAGGGGUCAUUGUGGAUGCGGAAAACAUUAAUCCUUGCGGUAGACUAAGUCCUACUGGAUCAGGAGACAGUCGAAGGCUUUUUUCCAGCGGCGGGAACGCAGGAAGAGGAAGCAGUCGGAACUGUAACGGUGAUGCCAUGUUACAAAGAAAUAAUACCAACAAUGACCGAAUAGCACCGUCAAAUAACGAGAUAUCCUCAUCAAUGCUCAGCUUUCAAAAUUUACCCGGUACAGACUACAGCUUGGCACAGAUAUCCCAUUAUGACAUGCCUCAGUGUUUGAGGUCGCACUUCAAAAGGGAUCAGCGAUUUCGUGGCUCCUUUAGAGAAGGAUAUCAGGUCUCUUCAGACUAUGCAAUGGACAGAGGUCGUUUGUAUUACCAGCACGAUCCGGACUUCGACAAAUACCAAGAACUGGUGGAAGAGUGGCAGCUCGUUGCUCACGUGAUGGAUCGACUUUUGUUUUGGUUAUUUUUGUUUGUGGCCGUGGUGUCCUCAUUGGCUAUUCUUGUCAUUAAGCCAAUGUUUAAACCUGCUAUUGUUUGA